AUGGAUCCAUUCUUAAAACUCCCUUCAAUCGUCCAGAGUGAGAUACUGGUUCAUCUUCAGUCUGAAAUAAGCAUCAAGAUGGUAAUUCAAGCCUCACCCUCCAUGCUGUGGCAUUUCGUUGCUUACAAGAAAAGUGUCCUCCGCCGCAUUAUGAACGACAUCUUACAUGAAGACACCUCUGGUGUUCUCCUCCGAGAUGCCCAGGGAAUCAUCUACAUCUCAGAUAAAGCUUCGGCCAAAAAUUACCUGGAGACGAAAAUGUGGAUGACCAUGGAGCUGCCCGACACCUUGGAACAAGACCAGCUUGAGAAACUCUGGCGUUUAUUCUCCCGCAUGAUCACCUUCAUCGAGGAUUAUGUCUCAAAAGCAACGAGUGCCUAUCUUCCAAGAGCUUAUCUCGGCAUUCCGGACAUUCUCAAUGGCAGUGGAAGCUACUUUAAAGGGCAGAGAUUGGACACCGAGGCCGUUAGAUUCAUGAGUCUGACGAGGGCCGAGCGACAUCGGUUCUUAAGUGCCUUUGCGAAAUAUGAGCUGUUUUGCAAGAUUUAUUAUCCGCGGAAAAGGUUUCCGGAAGAAUGGCUAAACAUAGAAAAGCAGCUACUCGCAAUUUCUAAAGAUUCCGAUUUGAUGAUGAUGAAUUCCGUCCAUGAAUAUUAUCAAGGUGUAUACGGAGCUUUGUUCGCACAUUGCCAAGAGUCCUGGUUACCUGACAUACCUGAAACUCCCAAAAAAGAACAGUCAUCUGACGCAAACAUUCGCAAAUCUUCUCGAUACCCAUUGCUUUUCCCCGAUAACACCUACUUCAACGCUGAGGUGUAUGAAGCGGAUAUGGAAAUAUACGGGCGAUAUCUGGCCCACGAACUUCCUCGUUUCGGAUUGGACUGCUUGUCGCAAAUACUAUCGUUCAUGAAUGAAGCAGCAGGCCGCGAACAUAUUCUGAAAGCAUGGCUUAAGACACUAUCGUUUCGUUUCGGCAUGCCAUGGACCUGUCUGCUCCCCCAAAAUCCUGUCAAAAGGGAACUUCGCCAUUACAAUCGGCUCCGCGACAACUGUGACGAACUCGAAGACGGAGAGAUCCGAGAGGGCCAUAGUGGAAACAGCUUCGUUAAUCUAACCUCCGGUAAACAUCAGCUUCCCAUUUAUCGGCAACGAGCUCGGGCUCUAUUUGACGACAAUAGACUGUAUCCCAAACACGGCAAUCAUUUCCCGACGCUAGAUGAGCUUGCUGGGACGAUUAAAGAACUCAAGAAGACGCUUGCGCCAAAUGUUGAGCGCAGCCGAAGGCGCUCUCAGAAGUGGCAGGACUAUUGGGCUUCGAGAAUUCUGGAGCCUCCCGACCGACAGUCCAGUGAGGGAGAAGUUGAGGCUUCUAUAAAUGGGCAUCUGGGUCCUUGCGUGAGGUUUUUUGGUGCUCCUAAUGACAAGCUGCCUAAUAAUCUGACGGGAACUUAA
Fusarium fujikuroi IMI 58289 is the source of this 1452-nucleotide messenger RNA. RefSeq lists its product as uncharacterized. The transcript has a single exon. The coding region runs from base 1 to 1452 and encodes 483 amino acids. NCBI's taxonomy places the organism in Eukaryota, Fungi, Ascomycota, Sordariomycetes, Hypocreales, Nectriaceae. The record is from RefSeq and is a predicted model, not a curated record.